AUGGCUCGGAACGCGCUGGGUCCGACAGUAGGAGCCACGGCGAGUCCACAAAGCGCCCACACGUUUCCUGUCAUCCGCGUCGACGAAGCUCCCAAAAUCCGGCCUCAGGUGAGCUUUUACUGUUUCACAUACACAAUUAGGUUUAUUUGUUGCCAGAUCAGCGUUCAGUAUAGCUAGUUGGCUUGAAUGAAAUAAAUCAAGAAAUAAAUUGUGAAAAACAUAGUUUUAAGGUCCAAGUAUCGCUCUACCGUCGUUCAAGUGAUUUUCUAUUAAGUUUUACUUCUGUAGCCCUAUUAUUUGAGUUCGACAUAUUCCGUAGAACUUUAUAGACCUUUUCAGAAUUCUUUUCCCUUUUUUUGUUGAAUUGUAAUCCAUUCUGAGGGAUCAAGUUCUAUCAGUGUUUUCAGAUAAAACCUAAACCUAAACCGAUAGACGGGCCUAUAAUCAGACUAGAAACUUCGAACGAACCACGACUAAAUGGAUCCAUUGGUCAGCCUAGAAAACCACUUCCUCCGACACGAACACCGCGUUAG
This is a messenger RNA of Caenorhabditis auriculariae, 533 nucleotides long. Lineage: Eukaryota; Metazoa; Nematoda; Chromadorea; Rhabditida; Rhabditidae. The record is from the annotation of a GenBank genome assembly.